UAUAUAAAAGUCGUAGAUUUUUCUGAAUAUGUAUCAGUUACUUGUUGGGCUUAGGACAAAGCUAAACAAACCUCAACACAAAAUGUACUCGAAGGUACUUUGCCUCGCUACCCUCCUGGCUGUGGCUGCUGCCCACUACGGUCACUCGUCCCAGUACAUCUCCCGCCACGACGGACCGGCGCACCUCGUGCCCAUCCACGGACACCAUGGCCAUCAUGACCAUGACUACUACGCUUACCCUAAGUACGAGUUCGAGUACAAAGUAGACGACCCGCAUACCGGCGACCACAAGACCCAGCACGAGCACCGCGACGGCGACGUCGUCAAGGGCUUCUACAGCCUGCAUGAGCCUGAUGGUUCCAUCAGACACGUCCACUACCACGGCGACAAGCACUCCGGAUUCCAUGCUGACGUUAAGCACAGCACCCACCACAUCGUGCCCCACCAUCAUGUAUUCCUUGCCGCCAUUAUCCUGGCCGUGGCCUUAGCCAGACCUCAGGAUGGACACCACCACGGACACGCAUACUCCUCUCAGAGCAUAGUGCUGCACCAAAGCCAUGGACAUGAGGACGGGCAUAAAUACCAUGAACACCAUUCAGCUCCGCAGCAGACUAGCGAGAAGAAACACGAGGAACACCACCACGAUUACUAUGCGCACCCUAAAUACGAGUUCGAGUACAAGGUGGAGGACCCGCACACCGGUGACAAGAAGUCCCAGCACGAGUCCCGCGACGGCGACCUCGUGAAGGGCUACUACAGCCUGCAUGAGCCUGAUGGUACCAUCAGAAUUGUGCACUACUCCGCUGACAAACACAGCGGAUUUAACGCUGAAGUCAAGAGGGAAGGUCACGCUAAGCAUGUCCUGUCCCUCGCCUCUCUCCUGGCCGUCGCCGCCGCCCACUACGGGCACGGGCACGGUGGGCACGGGCACGGUGGGCACGGGCACGGUGGGCACGGUCACGCGUUUUCCUCGCAGCACAUCUCCCGCCACGACGGGCCCGCGCACGUCGUGCCCAUCCACGGUCACGGCCACCAUGGCCAUGACCACGGUCACGACCAUGUCGACUACUACGCUUACCCUAAGUACGAGUUCGAGUACAAAGUAGACGACCCUCAUACCGGCGACCACAAGACGCAGCACGAGCACCGCGACGGUGAUGUCGUCAAGGGCUUCUACAGCCUGCACGAGCCCGACGGUUCCAUCAGACACGUCCACUACCACGGCGACAAGCACACCGGAUUCCAUGCUGACGUGAAACACGAAACCCACCAUAUCGUCCCCGAGAAACACCACCACCACUACUAAAUUGUUCUAGUAUAUUACAUUUUACGUAUGAAUCUGUGAUCUACCGAUAAUUGUUAUGUUGUAAAUAUUUUUUACCGAAUAAUAUUUUUUA
Cydia fagiglandana is the source of this 1397-nucleotide messenger RNA. RefSeq names its product histidine-rich glycoprotein-like. The transcript has 10 exons. Bases 29 to 1306 code for a protein of 425 amino acids. NCBI's taxonomy places the organism in Eukaryota, Metazoa, Arthropoda, Insecta, Lepidoptera, Tortricidae. Gene Ontology annotation, cellular component: extracellular matrix. The record is from RefSeq and is a predicted model, not a curated record.